Messenger RNA from Papaver somniferum (opium poppy), 2561 nucleotides. RefSeq lists its product as uncharacterized. The record is from RefSeq and is a predicted model, not a curated record. The coding region runs from base 76 to 1080 and encodes 334 amino acids. The transcript has 3 exons. NCBI's taxonomy places the organism in Eukaryota, Viridiplantae, Streptophyta, Magnoliopsida, Ranunculales, Papaveraceae.
GAAAAAAAAGAUCCUAGAAUCACAGCGAGUGGCUACAAAAUUCGAGCUCUUCUAUCUCUAACGCGCACGAGCGAGAUGAUUACCAUUACUAAUUUAUUUUGUUACCAGUACCAAAUUCAAUCGUUGGUUACUCUGAAACCAUUUCAAAUCGACAAUCCCUUGAAAAACGUUAAGAACCUCAGAUUUUCACUUAAUCAGAAGAGAAAUGUUGCUAUUGAAGCAUCAAAAUCGAAUUCACAGAAACGAUAUCUAACAAAUGAUCGAAAGAAGACAGAAGAAGGAAUUCCAAUUGAUCAAGUUAAAACCCUAAUCAAAUUUAAAUCAAGAUACAAUUACAUUCGUGUUAUAGAUGUAUCGAGAAGAGCUGAUCAUCCAUUUGCAGGUUCAAGAUUACUUCUAUUAGACGCACCAGGAAACAUCCAUAGUGUAUCAUUUAUUUUCAAGUUACUAACAGAAACAUAUUUCGAUGUUUUUGCUACAUUUCCCCCAAUUUUGCCGCCAGGAGGAGGUCCAUUAGGAAUUCUAGGGUUUGGAUCUGGUUCAGCUGCAAGAAUUAUAUUAGAAUUAUACCGGGAAGUCAUAAUUCAUGGAUGGGAACUUGAUCCGUCUGUAAUUUCAGUAGGUAGAGAGUAUUUUAGUCUUUUGAAGCUCGAGAACGAUAGCCCAGGUCGGCUUUUUAUUAACAUCGGUGAUGCUUUAAAUGCUAGUGUUAGAGACGGUUUUUCAGGGAUUUUGGUUGAUUUGUUCUGUAAAGGGAGGGUGAUUCCUGAACUUCAAGAUUCAACAACUUGGGAGAAAUUGAAAGGUAGUUUGAGGAAAGGUGCGAGGAUUAUGGUUAAUGUUGGAGGGAGCUGUAUUGAAGCUGAAGAUUCCAGUAUCGAUGGGAAAAUGGUUAUGGAAAAGACGUUGAAUGCUAUGUAUCAAGUUUUUCCGGGGCAACUUUUUGUUUUGAGUCUUAGGAGGAGGAAAGAAGACAGUUCGAUUGCUUUAACAGGUGAUUUACCUCAUCUGGAUUCAUGGAGAUUACUGUUACCGGCUUCACCGAGAGGUUAUGUGAAAAUAUGGACUCCGGUGCUAUGAUUUAGUUCUGCGUGUCUUCUUGUGUAAGCAUAAUAUACUAGAUUGUAGUCAUGGUAAGCAACUAAGCAUAAUAUACUAGAUUGUAGUCAUGGUUUCAUUUGAUAGAAUUGAACGAAAAAUGAAUCGUUUACAAAUAUUUAUGUUGUGUUAUGCAACUUUGUUCAGUUCAAUUGUUACUUUGCUAACCUCGUGGGUUGAAGACCGGUGACAUGUUACUUUAAUAAAGAAAAGGUGGUUUUGGUGUAGCAUGGCGAAAUGUCUAAACUGACCCUCAAAUAAUUAUGGCAUGCAAAUGUACGAGCAGUAUUAACAGCGAAGGCUACAUCUGUAAAAUAGGCAACGAAAGGAUCCAGGGUCGAAUCUCACUGAACUCAGUUUCGCACAUUUCUUUUUUCUUUUCUCUCUUUCGAUUUAAGUUUCCAACUUCUCCUUUUCCUUCACUGUUUUUCUCAGUAGAAUGUAAUGGAACCCAAAUUUAAAUUCUGAAAGAGGCGAUAGUGAGAAAAAUUGUGAUUCGUGACCAAAGAAUCUCCAACAAUUUUUUCUUAUUACCCUCUUUAUUCUCUACGACUUGAAAAAACCCUAUACUGCGACCUGAAAAAAAUUUAAAUUUUGGAUUUUGUGAAGAACAAGAUGAAGUGAGAUGAUGAAUGUUGAUUCAAACCUCAAGACAGCUUCUGAUUUGUUAAGCAGUAAGAUAAAUGGAAAGUGGAGUUCGUUGCAGUCCUAGAAUCACUGAGCUAGCUCGGGUACGUGCGGAACAUGAUAAUGAACAACAACGGCAUAUAGAGGUUCAAUUGAUCAACAAUCGUACCUCAGUAAAAGCAAAACGGGAUUCAAUGACCAACGAGGAAAAAUAAGCGCUACUUGAAAACGGGAGGAAUGCUUAUCGUUUGCGGGCACUUGAACGUGGGAAGGGAAAUAAAGAUGGAGAUAAAGCAUAAACAAGUAGUGCACAUGAACUAAUUCCUGCCGCAAAUCAGUUUAUCCCUCGCCGAAGCCCUAGGUUCCUUGACCAAAAUCAGCAACAGGGAGCAGUUGGUGCUAACAAUGAAGCAAACAAGAAACUUGAAAUGGUCACGAAGCAAAGAGAAACUCAAUUGCAGGAGCGCCGUAUCAGGUACAAUGCAAGAAGAAAUUCAUUAACUGAAGUCGAAAAGGAAAAAAAUCCUGAAUACAAACGUAUUACUUAUCUGAAUCGAGGAAGUGCAACUGCAAGUGAGGGGAGUAGUGACCAGGUUGCAGUAAUGAACAAUGGUAAGGAACACAUUAUAUAAUUUUGUUGAUUUUUUAGUCUGACAUGCUGAAACUUGAAAAUUUGUUUAACCAAAUAUAACUUGAUCAUAUUGUAAUAUCUUAUGAAUUGAUGUUGUCCGCAAAGUUCUUAGUCGUUUUUACUUAAUGUUUUUUUCUUUUCAUCUAUUGUGUAUGAAUUUUUGACUCGCUGAAAUAUAAGUCGCAUCUAUUCUAAUUGAUCACAA